AUGCUGCGUCGAAUGGUAAGCUCGAGCGUCGGCCGGCGACCGCUGCCCGCACGCCGACCUGCGUCCGCGUCCCGACGCAAGACGGAGAAGCGUGACGCACUCGAGGUCGCACCCGAGGUGUCUGCGCCUGCUGAGCACUUACAAACGCCAACAGAGAUCCCCCAGCCACCAACGAUGGGCCAAGAACUCAAGUCGAGCUUUCUCUGGGGCAUUGGCAUGGCAUUCGGCUUCUCGAUGCUGGGUGUUGUCGCCCGUGUCUUCAUGGAGGCAGCGCCUAAGGACGAGCCCUUGCAUAUGAUGUAG
Saprolegnia diclina VS20 is the source of this 303-nucleotide messenger RNA. RefSeq lists its product as hypothetical. NCBI's taxonomy places the organism in Eukaryota, Oomycota, Saprolegniomycetes, Saprolegniales, Saprolegniaceae. Bases 1 to 303 code for a protein of 100 amino acids. The transcript is spliced from 2 exons. The record is from RefSeq and is a predicted model, not a curated record.